AUCCGGAUAGGAAAAUGCAGCUGGAAAACUAAGGUCGUACCCAAGAACCCUUCCACUCCCCUGAAAACUCACCUUUUCCACCGUACCCAAUCCGGAAGAGAGAGGAGCCAUGGCCAUGGAAGCAGCCGUUGCUCUCCCUCUAUUGCUAUUCCUCCUCUUCUCUUGCCAUGUCUCCAAUCCCUCCCUUGCUCAGACUCCGAUCCCACGCAGGCCCGACGGAUUCGUCUACGUGGGCGACCCGCUUGUCACCGAUUCCAUCGAGGUGGACGCCUUCCUGGAUCCCCUGUGCCCUGACAGCAGAGACUCGUGGCUGCCGCUCCAAAAGGCGGUGGAGUUCUACUUCCCUCGCCUUUCCGUCGUCGUCCACCCUUUCCCCCUCCCUUACCACAAUAAUGCUUUUCUUGCCUGUCGUGCACUUCAUAUUGCAAACAAGUUGAAUGAAUCCUCAACAUUUCCCUUGCUGGAGUUAUUCUUUAAGUAUCAGGAAAAGUAUUACAACGAACCAACAGAAAACAUGUCAAGGGCCUCUAUAAUUGAUGAUAUGGCAAAGCUUGCUGUGACUGUUGUUGGAAGCUCCUUGUCUGAAUUUCUAUCAGGCUUUAAAGAUUCAAAGACCGAUACUGCAGCAAGAAUUUCCUUCAAGUAUGGGUGUUCAAGAGGGGUGAGUGGUGCACCCUUCUUCUUCGUUAAUGGAUUCCUCUUACCUAAUGCUGGCUCGCCAAUCGAUUAUUCAGUAUGGAGAAGAAUCAUUGACCCUAUUUUGGGAAUUGAAGUUUUAGACCAUAUGUUCUCUUACCAAUGAUAUAUUUCACCACAAAAAUGUAAAAGGAUCUAGUUUUUUUGUACCAUGACCCAUUAUUUAUUAGUGUGACGCUCAAAUAUAACUUUGUUUAUGUAGGGUUGACAACUUAGAACCCUCGUUUGUGGUAAUGCUGCUGUCACCAAUUACCUUCAGGGAGCAUUUUUAUUUGACUGGAUGCCCUUCAGAUACAUUUCUCUCAAGAAGCUCUUUAUUAAAUAACUUUGACAUA
Elaeis guineensis (African oil palm) is the source of this 1031-nucleotide messenger RNA. RefSeq lists its product as uncharacterized. Gene Ontology annotation, biological process: proteolysis. The record is from RefSeq and is a predicted model, not a curated record. Gene Ontology annotation, molecular function: aspartic-type endopeptidase activity; nucleic acid binding; zinc ion binding. Lineage: Eukaryota; Viridiplantae; Streptophyta; Magnoliopsida; Arecales; Arecaceae.